GUCCACGCAACAAUCCCACCCUCACAUUCACUCACUGUUACAUACUACGCCAUACAACGAAAAGAAGAAAUGGUUGUAUCCUUUCUUUCCAAACUCUCUAUUCUAACAUUCACUGCUUCAGUUUUAGUAGUUUCAGCUCUGGCUCAUGAUUUCUCCAUUGUGGGUUAUUCGCCUGAGGAUUUGAGUUCCAGGGAUAAACUUAUUGAGCUCUUUGAAUCAUGGGUAUCCAAGCAUGCCAAAUUCUAUGAAUCCUUUGAAGAGAAGCUGUUGAGGUUCGAGGUUUUCAAGGAUAACUUGAAGCAUAUCGACAAGAGGAACAAGGAAAUCAGCAGUUACUGGCUUGGGUUGAACGAGUUUGCUGAUUUGACCCACGAAGAGUUCAAGAACAAGUAUUUAGGACUCAAACCAGAGGUUUUCAAAAAGAACCGAUCACCACCAGAAGAGUUCACUUUCAGAGACGACGUUGAUUUGCCCAAGUCUGUCGAUUGGAGACAGAAAGGAGCUGUUACGCCAGUCAAGAAUCAGCGUUCUUGCGGUAGCUGUUGGGCUUUCUCAGCAGUGGCGGCUGUGGAGGGCAUAAACAAGAUUGUAACGGGGAACUUAACUUCCUUGUCCGAACAAGAGCUGAUUGAUUGCGAUACAAGUUUCAACAAUGGUUGCAAUGGAGGUCUAAUGGAUUAUGCAUUCGAGUUCAUUGUCGCCAAUGGUGGACUUCACAAAGAGGAAGACUACCCGUACCUUAUGGAGCAAGGUACCUGUGAAGAAAAGAAGGAGGAAACGGAUGUGGUGACGAUUAGUGGUUACAAAGACGUGCCAGAAAAUGAUGAGAAAAGUCUAUUGAAAGCAUUGGCUCAUCAACCCCUAAGUGUAGCCAUUGAGGCUUCUGGCAGAGAUUUCCAAUUCUAUAGUGGGGGAGUAUUCAACGGGCCAUGUGGAACUGAUCUAGACCAUGGAGUAGCAGCAGUUGGGUAUGGAACAUGGAAAGGUUCAGAUUACAUCAUUGUAAAGAAUUCGUGGGGACCAAAAUGGGGAGAAAAAGGGUACAUAAGGAUGAAGAGGAACACUGGAAAACCUGAGGGUCUCUGUGGUAUCAAUAAAAUAGCUUCUUACCCUACCAAAAACAAGUGAAGAGCUCUAACCUCAACAUACGGGUUCAACCAAAAUGUGUUUUUUCAUUUUAUCUUUUUUCCAGACUCGCUUGUAUUGAUAAAAUUUGUUGGCCCUUCUUCGGUCAUGUUCCUUGGUUAAUAAAAUUAUAAAAAUGGCUCACACUUUCAAUUUCGCUUCAACAAA
Molecule: messenger RNA, 1293 nt
Organism: Gossypium arboreum
Lineage: Eukaryota; Viridiplantae; Streptophyta; Magnoliopsida; Malvales; Malvaceae
Product: cysteine protease XCP1-like
Exons: 3
Coding region: 70-1128 (352 amino acids)
Cellular component (GO): lysosome
Molecular function (GO): cysteine-type endopeptidase activity
Source: RefSeq, a predicted model, not a curated record